AUGAAUAGAGGAGCUUUACCGGAGAUGAUACACUGCCUCACCAUUCCGGCUAAUAUCGCCGGAAAUAAUGGUCGUGCUGGUAUUGCAAUGAGAGUGCUCGAGAGACAACAGCAAUCAGGUACUCAUCUGAAUGAGGAUUAUCAGUUGAGAAUGUUUUCUGUACCUUCUGUUGAAGAUCAACAGUUUCAAGGUUUGGUUGAGAGUGAUCAAGGCAUUGGACAACUCGUGGCUCAGGCAAUGAAACCGGACCCUGGUGUAGAAGAUGGAAGGAAUAAUUUUUGCAGAGCUGAGAGUAGUUUGAAUUAUGCUGGUUGUGUAUUUGGAAAUGGGUCUAAAUUUGAAAUGAAUUACCCGAUUCCAAGAACCGCCAGCUGCCCACCAGCAGUGGCUGCGGCAAUGCCAGAGGUGGCAGCAGUUGCUAACAAAGGAAAGGAGGCGGCCCUGCUGGAAAAGCUGGGCUCUGCAGCCGGAAGAGAGAGUUUCAAGAAGAGGAAGUCCUAUAAGACUAGGGAUCUUAAGGUCGUUGCAGAAGAACAAAGCAGAGAGAAAAAGGCCAAGGGAUAUAUAGAAGAAGAGGAUUCUAAGAUCACAGAGCAAAAUAGCAACAGUAAGAGCACCACCACCACGACUAGUAACAACAACAACAAAGAAACUUCUGCUGAUAAUUCGAAGGGAAAUUCAAAGCUCUCUGAGAUUCCAAAGCUCGACUACAUUCACGUUCGAGCACGACGUGGGCAAGCCACUGACAGCCACAGCUUGGCAGAAAGAGUAAGGAGGGAAAAAAUUAGUGAAAGAAUGAAGUACCUGCAAGGUCUAGUACCUGGAUGCAAUAAGAUCACUGGGAAAGCUGGAACGCUGGACGAAAUCAUCAACUACGUCCAAUCUCUUCAAAGACAAGUAGAGUUCCUCUCCAUGAAACUCGCUGCAAUCAAUCAAAGCCUUGAAUUUGACAUAGAAAACUUCAUAGCUAAAGAGAUGUUUCCAGCUAGGAUAUCUAGCAUUCCCACAGUUGGGAUGUCGUCCGACUUCAUUAAUCCUUCUCACCUUCAGUUCAACUCAUUACCGCAAGGAGUUUCAUGUUAUGGUCUAGAAAUGGGUGUAAAUCUUCCUGAUGUAAUACUUCGGAGAACCAUCAGUGCUCCGGUAUCAAUGCCAGAGAUAUUCCUUGAAUCUUCCAAUUUAAAUCAAAUUCAGCAUUCAAGCUGGGAUCCCGAGUUACAAAAUCUCUAUGGCAUGGAGUUUCAUCAAGGAAAAUCAACUUCAUUCAAUACUCAGCCAUUUACAGGUUUCACAGAAGCAGGGGAUGUGAAACUCUAG
Fraxinus pennsylvanica is the source of this 1317-nucleotide messenger RNA. NCBI's taxonomy places the organism in Eukaryota, Viridiplantae, Streptophyta, Magnoliopsida, Lamiales, Oleaceae. The record is from the annotation of a GenBank genome assembly.